AUGGGGGAUACGGGGGAGGAAAAACCUCGAAUCAAUGGUGUUUCCGGUGAUCAACAUCCUCCCGAGGAUCGACCUAGUCAUGUUGGGCGAACUGGUGGGGCUCGAGUUGAAGAACAUCGAGAGGCAAACAAGGAGAGGAUAACGACGCCGUAUAUGACUAAGUACGAGCGGGCACGGAUCCUUGGCACACGGGCAUUACAGCUCAGUAUGAACGCGCCUGCCCUUGUGAAUACAGAAGGAGAGACAGACCCCCUGCAAAUCGCCAUCAAAGAGCUCGCAGAGAAGAAGAUUCCUCUGGUCAUUCGUCGCUAUCUUCCGGAUGGCAGUUUCGAGGAUUGGAAAGUGACCGAAUUGGAGACAUACUGA
This is a messenger RNA of Dacryopinax primogenitus, 366 nucleotides long. Its product is annotated as RNA polymerase Rpb6. Lineage: Eukaryota; Fungi; Basidiomycota; Dacrymycetes; Dacrymycetales; Dacrymycetaceae. The record is from RefSeq and is a predicted model, not a curated record. The transcript is spliced from 3 exons. Gene Ontology annotation, molecular function: DNA binding; DNA-directed RNA polymerase activity. Gene Ontology annotation, biological process: DNA-templated transcription. Bases 1 to 366 code for a protein of 121 amino acids. Gene Ontology annotation, cellular component: RNA polymerase II, core complex; RNA polymerase I complex; RNA polymerase III complex.